AUGGCAAUCGGUACCGAUUUCUCCACGACGUCUCCGCAACCAGCGGAGACCUCCACAGCGAGCUCCUCACCAGUGAAUCCCCGCGUCUGGCAAGGGUCUUUCAUAGUUGAAACCGCGAACAUGCGGCGGAGGGAAUCGCCGAUGUAUGUGAUGACGAACCCCACACUCUCCGUCGCCUUGAUCCCUGAUUUACCUACCGAGGAGAUUUUUUGCGAUACAGAAAGGAAAAAGCUGAAAGCCGGGAUUCUCUGCCUCUACUGCCCGGCACAGAACCAUUGCAGUUUGUCCAUGAACGAGAACUGCGACAGCACCGUCAGGAAGGAUAUGCUGGAAGCGUUGAGACGGAUCGCGAAUGGGUCGGGGACUGCUAAAGAAAACAAGAACAACCAGAACACUUUCGCGACAAACGCCACGGUCUUCGACUUGCUGACGACCAGGUCAUUAGCGAUUCCGGUCUCAAACGGGCAGUUGAUGCUGGGCACCUGGCAGGGGGUUUAUCUUUUCUACGAUAACUACUUCUGUUCUGCGGAGCAAAACGGGCCGCCAAAGGUGUUCUGGGCGUUGAUAGAGGGGGCGGAGUAUGAGAGGACGGAGUAUUCGGCGAAUCAUGCUGGGAGUUUUUCGCUCGGGACCUAUUUGAAGGAAACCACUCUAUCUAACGAAGAGGAAUCAGAUUCCCAGUUUCACUGCCUAACGCACCUCCACACACACCACACAUCCGCGAGCUUGUGCUUGAGGGAUAAAGAACAACAAGCAUUCAAAGAAAAGGGAAACUCUCCCGAGAAGCAUGAUCCGAAGAAGCCGAAGCAAGCGAGGCGCAUUGCCGCGUUGGCGAAGCAGGGACAAAAGAGCAACUCCGUCGAUCUGGAAAGAGAAGUCAUGAACGAAGUGGUCCUGGACCGGUGGAACGACGAAUUUUUCGAGCACACGUACGAAGGCCGGGACGACAUGACUGGCCACCUGAAAUGCACCUUGCUCGGAUGCUCAACCAUACUGGAUUUGAAUUCGCAGGGCAGAAGCAAAAACGCCGUCUUGAACGAGCAUCGGGAGGGGCGGUCGCUGAGGAAAAUCUCGCUGGUGCACGUUUUGUACAGUUCGCAGAAGAUCAAGAAGAGUUUGGAAGAACAGGCCGCAGGAGCUGCCGCACUAGCAGACUCUAGUACAAAUUCUACUGCGCCAUCCAACAAACAGGUGGUAGAGAUAGUGAUAGACGACCCCAGCAGCUCGUCUGCUCCGAUAACGGAUGUCACGGAGCUCGUGAUACAGCAUGUAAUUGGUCGCAGCUCUGCAUCUACUGCGGCCACAGCUCCUGCCGUGCUUUUUGUCGGUGUCUCGGGUCCGGCCAGGUUGGUCACAAGCAGGUCGAAGUUUCCGGUGGAUACGUUGAAAGCGCUGUGUGCGAGGGAGUACUGGUAUCACCUGCUGCCUUCCUCCGCGAUGAUACCUCUCGGUGGGUUGCGUUCAUUUGACAGUGGCACGAGGACCGCUGGGGAAGAACAGGAUAGGUUUUUUGUGGUCACUCAAGCAGGACCAAAUACUUCAGCUAUCAAACUGACGCUUGUUAGCCUGUGA
Molecule: messenger RNA, 1572 nt
Organism: Amoebophrya sp. A120
Lineage: Eukaryota; Dinophyceae; Syndiniales; Amoebophryaceae
Source: the annotation of a GenBank genome assembly